Messenger RNA from Dendrobium catenatum, 486 nucleotides. RefSeq lists its product as uncharacterized. The record is from RefSeq and is a predicted model, not a curated record. Lineage: Eukaryota; Viridiplantae; Streptophyta; Magnoliopsida; Asparagales; Orchidaceae. The transcript has 2 exons. The coding region runs from base 23 to 280 and encodes 85 amino acids.
AGAGAGAGAGAGAGAGAGAGAGAUGCCACAGAGAGGCUAUGUUCUCAUCUUUAUUUUCUGGGCUCUGCUCGCAAUCAUCACUCCAACUCUGGUUAUAUGGUCGGCAUCUGAAAAAUCCAAUUUGGCUCCUAAAGAGGAAGGAAGCAGGGUAAUGGUGGCAAGAAGAAUGAUAAGAUCCACAGACAAAGGCUGCUUGAAGACGAACAAAACCGAAGAUGAAGGAAUGCAAGGUCCAACGCCUUCUCCGAUGCCGGUGAGAGGAAAUGAAAAGUUGAGCUGAUAGAAGUAUUUUUCUGGCCACGUUUGGUUAUGGAGCUGAAGCUUUUGGUAAAAUAUGGCCUUAGAUAUGUUUUGGUAGUCAGGCUACCAAUAUUUAUUUACAACUGUUGAAAAUAUUUAUCAGAUUUUUUGUAAUCCUUUACACUUCCAAAUUUAUUACCAAUCUACACUGAAUUCUUAUCAUUGUUUUUACAAAAGAAAAGAAUG